CGUCGUGUAACAACACUCCAACCACGCCGAUAUCGAGGCCGUCCAAUUGCUUUUUUCGAGCGCUGCUGCACGCUGCACACGACACUACACCGCUUGCGAUAUAUCGCACAAGAUACAACCUUGCUGUUCUGACUGUUGUUCGGUCCUUAUACUCUACCUACUAUCCCUCAACUGGAUUCCCCGCUUUGCCAUUCAUUACGGAUCAGGAACGAUACUCGAGUCAACAUGUGGAUCCUUGACUUCGCCUCGAAGGUCGGCUUUUUCAUUUCGCACGUCCUCACCUUCUUUCUGGUCCUCGAAGUGGUGAGACUAGUUUGCACAGACGCAAACAAGCGGGAAGCCGAGCGCUUGCUGGACGCUUACACUCAAGGCCGAGAGCAGGAGAAGAGGCAGGAGAAGAGUUGCAAGCUCUCAGUAGAAGAGCUGGAGUAUGAGUUGGAGACCUACACUGUUGUGAACGAGCAGGCACAACCACCGCAAACACCGCAUCGCCGCGCACAUAGAGCAGUGCUGCAUAGCACGCCCACUUCCGAGAGGAUGCUUGUCAGCGAGCAGAAGGAGAAGAGGAAACGCUCACAAACACCCACGCGCCGACUCCGCAAGCGAAGCGAUACAUUGAACUCGACGAGCACCUCUGACUCUCGUCAGUCAUCAAGGUCGAAGAGUUCAUCAGGAACGUCGGAGUCGAGGCGUUCUUCAAGGUCGCAUCGUGAUAGCUCGCCUGAGUCGAGUACAUCAAAGUCAUCCAGUCGACAUACUAGCCCAGGGUUCAGGAGGAGUAAAGAUGCUCAGGGUGCUUCGUUGUCGUUGCAUCGGUUGCUGAAGCAGAAGGUGUGAAAGCGAAGAUGUAGGAAGAGCAGCGGGAAUAUACAUAGACGCAGGUGCCCUGGCGGCGACUAAACGGCCUUACGAUAUUACGAACUAGAGCAGCUUCGUCAGCGAAGCAGCUGUUAGAUAUACGAUAUGACCAUAUCAGAAUGCUCGAGGAGUCCCGAGCGAAAGACGAAAGGAUCAGCUCGGCGUCUGGU
Molecule: messenger RNA, 1028 nt
Organism: Macroventuria anomochaeta
Lineage: Eukaryota; Fungi; Ascomycota; Dothideomycetes; Pleosporales; Didymellaceae
Exons: 1
Coding region: 226-837 (203 amino acids)
Source: RefSeq, a predicted model, not a curated record